AUGGAAGCGGCGGACAUGGUACCAUACACGCAGAUCCUCUACCUCUCAGUUCCCCAAGAGCAGGAGCUGGAAAGCUCCACUUCAGACACAGGUCUCGCAUGGUCGAAAGCUCUCGAUGUCGUGGAGCAGUCACAGGGUUUCGUCCGGCUGUCCUGGGGCCGCUCUCCCGAAGACCGGUCAAAAGUGCAAUUGCACACUGUCCGCACCACUCUGGCCCAGCAUCAGAACUUCCUCUAUUCCGCCGCCUACGACCACAUCCUCCAACUAAUACAGCCCUUUCUCAUUCCCGACACCAAGCCUUUCGCACGCCACGCCCCCCUCAAGCACUUCACACCUGAGCGUCGCUCGCCACUCAGCCCGUCAACACCUGUGACAGGCUCCGCUGUCUACGUCUCCACCGACGUGACCUGGCACGAAGGUGCCUGGCCGCUAUGGACGCACAUUGUGAGGCACGUGCCGGGCUGCAUUGGCAUUGUGGGCGGUGAGCUUGUUGAGCAGGUGGAUGGCAAGUCCAACUGCUACCUGGUGUAUGUGGGCUGGGAGAGCAUUAAGGCUCAUGAAGACUAUCACCAUACGAAGCAUUUCGCGAGCAGGCGGGUGGUGUUGGGGCUAGGCAACGAUGGGUAUCGAGAAUACGGACAUAUGGUAUUUGAGGGAGAGAGGGUGAAGCCUGGGGUGAAGCUGUAG
Molecule: messenger RNA, 687 nt
Organism: Cyphellophora europaea CBS 101466
Lineage: Eukaryota; Fungi; Ascomycota; Eurotiomycetes; Chaetothyriales; Cyphellophoraceae
Exons: 2
Coding region: 1-687 (228 amino acids)
Source: RefSeq, a predicted model, not a curated record